GAAAACGAACGCGAACCGGCCUCUUGAACCACAAGCCUAAACACUUCGGCGCAGUGAAAGCAGCGCUGAUUCUGCAAUGGCGGGCAAGGUUGUAGAGGAAGCGAUUCCGGCCGUAAAUCCCCGAGGUUCUUACAUAAAGAAGAGGGCUCUCAAAAACAAAGCUCUCGCCGUCACGUUCAACGAGAAAGACCUCAGCGAUUUCGUGUCUGGGUUUCACAAGAGGAAGAAGAAGAGGAGAAAGGAAGCUGAGCAGAAGCAAGGGGAGGCGCUGCGGCGGAAGCGUCUCGAGCUGCGCAAAAAGAGGAGACUAGAAAAGGAACUGGUUCUUAAUGGUGGGAUUACCCCAGCCACUGAUACAGCAGCUGAUGAGGUUGAUGAGGGUGAUGAGGACCACCAGGAUGAUGAAGAUAGUGAGCCAGCUGUACCAAUUUCUGGUACAACGACUUAUGACAAUGGCGAGAUGAAAGUCGUUGUGACAACAAGUGAGAUUUCUCGAGAGGAGGAAAGUGAUCCAGACGAAAAGCCAGAGGCAGCACUACCAGAAUCAGUCGGAGCUUCUAAAAAACACAAGAUACCAGUGAAAAAGACCAAACCUCUGAAAAAAGCUGCAAAGCGUAAAUCCCGGCCCAAGCUACAGCGGAAAAGAGAUAAAAGGAAGGGAACAAAACCGGCCAAGAACAAGCGCUAGCCAUCGGUCUUCCAUAUUGCGAGGCUGUAGGAUCAGCUUGUCUUUCCUAUGUAGAAUCAUGAAGCACAUGAGAUAAGCUGACCAGAAGUUCCAUUUCGGUACAUUUGGAGUGACCCUUCGGUUGAGGAUCACACUUUUAGCUGCGUACUGCCCGUGUUUUUGUAUUAAACCUUUGAUUGAGUGGGAUGUUUUACAUCAUCCGCUUCUGCAUAAUCUCUUAUUUUUCUCAUCAUCUAGGCAUCUUGGUUUAAAGUCA
Messenger RNA from Malus domestica (apple), 944 nucleotides. Its product is annotated as ribosomal RNA-processing protein 17. NCBI's taxonomy places the organism in Eukaryota, Viridiplantae, Streptophyta, Magnoliopsida, Rosales, Rosaceae. Gene Ontology annotation, cellular component: nucleolus. The record is from RefSeq and is a predicted model, not a curated record. Gene Ontology annotation, molecular function: rRNA binding.